Messenger RNA from Zalophus californianus (California sea lion), 2181 nucleotides. It is a transcript of the gene SHMT2, whose product is annotated as serine hydroxymethyltransferase 2. Gene Ontology annotation, cellular component: mitochondrial matrix; mitochondrial inner membrane; cytoplasm. Gene Ontology annotation, biological process: protein homotetramerization; purine nucleobase biosynthetic process; regulation of oxidative phosphorylation. Gene Ontology annotation, molecular function: glycine hydroxymethyltransferase activity; zinc ion binding; mRNA 5'-UTR binding. Lineage: Eukaryota; Metazoa; Chordata; Mammalia; Carnivora; Otariidae. The coding region runs from base 95 to 1609 and encodes 504 amino acids. The transcript has 12 exons. The record is from RefSeq and is a predicted model, not a curated record.
UUCUCGCGCACGCGCUCUCGGAUCGGUCUUCUUCCUACCGUUUGGUUACCCCGGCCAGAGUUGGUGGCUGGACCUCCUGAGACCUCGGGUUGCGAUGCUGCCCUUCUCUUUGCUCUGGGCGACUCGGCCUCUGCAGAGAUGUGGUCAGCUGGUCAGGAGGGCCAUCCGGUGCCAGCACAGUGAGGUGGCCCAGACCCAGACUGGAGAAGCAACCAGGGGCUGGACAGGCCAGGAGAGUCUGUCAGACAGUGACCCUGAGAUGUGGGAGCUGCUGCAGAGGGAGAAGGACAGGCAGUGUCGUGGCCUGGAGCUCAUUGCCUCAGAGAACUUCUGCAGCCGAGCGGCACUGGAGGCCCUGGGGUCCUGUCUCAACAACAAGUACUCGGAGGGUUAUCCUGGGAAGAGAUAUUAUGGAGGAGCAGAGGUAGUGGAUGAAAUUGAGCUGCUGUGUCAGCGGCGGGCCUUGGAGGCCUUUGACCUGGAUCCUGCACAGUGGGGAGUCAACGUCCAGCCAUACUCAGGCUCUCCGGCUAAUCUGGCUGCCUACACAGCCCUUCUGCAGCCUCAUGACCGAAUCAUGGGGCUGGACUUGCCUGAUGGGGGCCAUCUUACUCACGGUUACAUGUCUGAUGUCAAGCGGGUCUCAGCCACGUCCAUCUUCUUUGAGUCCAUGCCCUAUAAGCUAAAUCCUAAAACCGGCCUCAUCGACUACGACCAGUUGGCACUGACUGCCCGACUUUUCCGCCCGCGGCUCAUUAUAGCUGGCACCAGUGCCUACGCGCGCCUCAUUGACUACGCCCGCAUGAGAGAGGUGUGUGAUGAGGUCAAGGCACACCUCCUGGCAGACAUGGCCCACAUCAGUGGCCUGGUGGCUGCCAAGGUGAUCCCCUCACCUUUCAAGCAUGCGGAUGUUGUCACGACCACUACUCACAAGACCCUUCGAGGGGCCAGGUCAGGACUCAUCUUCUACCGGAAGGGGACGCGGGCUGUGGACCCCAAGACUGGCCGGGAGAUCCCUUACACAUUUGAGGACCGAAUCAACUUUGCUGUGUUCCCAUCCCUGCAGGGGGGGCCCCACAACCAUGCCAUUGCUGCCGUGGCUGUGGCCCUAAAGCAGGCCUGCACCCCCAUGUUCCGCGAGUACGCCCUGCAGGUUCUGAAGAAUGCUCGGGCCAUGGCUGAUGCCCUGCUAGAGCGAGGCUACUCACUCGUGUCUGGUGGCACCGACAACCACCUAGUGCUAGUGGAUCUGCGGCCCAAGGGUCUGGAUGGAGCUCGGGCUGAGCGGGUGCUGGAACUGGUCUCCAUCACAGCCAACAAGAACACCUGUCCUGGAGACCGAAGUGCCAUCACACCCGGGGGCCUGCGGCUCGGGGCCCCAGCCUUGACCUCUCGACAGUUCCGUGAGGAUGACUUCCGGAGAGUUGUGAACUUUAUAGAUGAAGGUGUCAGCAUUGGCUUGGAGGUGAAGAGCAAGACUGCCAAACUCCAGGAUUUCAAAUCCUUCCUGCUCAAGGACCCAGAAACAAGUCAUCGGCUGGCCGACCUCAGGCAACGGGUGGAGCAGUUUGCCAGGGCCUUCCCCAUGCCUGGUUUUGAUGAGCGCUGAGGGCCCUUAGGAAAUGAGGCCCACAGACUGAAGUUUAUUCUCCUUCUGUCUCCCGGGGCCAAUGGAGAGGAGAGCUAUCUUUCCAUUUUUUGCUGGAGGAGGGAAGGGCUCUUACCUUGGGAAAGACCCAGCUAUAUCCUGGACUUUGUAGCUGAGAAGAUUUCUUUUUGUAACUAGACUUAGGAGGAGGAAGCCUGGGGCUUUCUGCCCUGAGCUCUCCCAUUAUCUCAGUGUUACAGACUCCUUGCUCUUACUUGAAGAGAGGGGAGUUGCCCUUGUGAGCCAGAGGAAGGGGUGGGUAGGCACCCACCUUUCUGUUUUUAUCUAAUAAAAUGCUAUCCUGCCUUGAGCUCUCCUUUCACUGUGGGAGGGGUCCCCUGGGCCAGGUGGUGACUUGUCUCCCUCAAUGUGUUCCUCCCUCCCCUCCCACCACCACCACCACCACCACCACCAGGACUCCCCCCCCCCCCGGGGCCGCAGCCUCCUUUCUCUGUCUCUGAUCAGAGCCAACACCAGACGUGAUUAGCAGGCGCAGCAAAUUCAAUUUGUUAAAUGAAAUUGUAUUUUGCCCA